Branchiostoma floridae (Florida lancelet) is the source of this 2666-nucleotide messenger RNA. RefSeq names its product acetyl-CoA carboxylase 2-like. Gene Ontology annotation, molecular function: acetyl-CoA carboxylase activity; ATP binding. Lineage: Eukaryota; Metazoa; Chordata; Leptocardii; Amphioxiformes; Branchiostomatidae. Gene Ontology annotation, biological process: fatty acid biosynthetic process. The transcript is spliced from 25 exons. The record is from RefSeq and is a predicted model, not a curated record. The annotation marks the transcript as partial.
AUGGAGAAGGGCAUGUCCGGCAUGUACGGCAGCAGUGAUAGUCUCAGCAGCCUCAACGAACAGACUGCUGGCACAGAUGAGCCGAUCCACAUCGUUAACGUUGCGAUCCGAUUGGCCCAGCACAUGGACAGUAACGACCUUUCCGACAUGUUCAAGGACUUCGCUCAGUCCAAUCGCUUGGUGCUGUUUGACCGAGGGAUCCGCCGGGUGACCUUUGUCGUCCUUCAGGAGCGAGACUUCCCCAAGUUCUUCACCUUCCGAGCACGAGACUUGUUUGAGGAGGACCGCAUCUAUCGGCACCUGGAGCCCGCGCUUGCCUUCCAGCUGGAGCUCAACCGCAUGAGGACCUUUGACCUCACGGCGCUCCGAACUUCCAACCGCAAGAUGCACCUGUACCUGGGGGCAGCCAAGGUCGCUGAAGGUCAGGCUGUGACAGAUUUCCGCUUCUUCAUCCGAGCCAUCAUCCGACACUCCGACCUCGUCACCAAGGAAGCAUCAUACGAGUACCUACAGAACGAAGGUGAGCGGCUGUUAUUGGAGGCCAUGGAUGAGCUGGAGGUCGCUUUCCAACAGCAUGUGGACAAGAGGACAGACUGUAACCACAUCUUCCUCAACUUUGUACCCACUGUCAUCAUGGACCCAACAAAGAUUGAGGAGAAUGUUCGCUCCAUGGUGAUGCGGUACGGACACCGUCUGUGGAAGGUUCGGGUGACGCAGGCCGAGAUAAAGAUCAACAUCCGGCUCAACCACAACAGUAACCCGGUCCCCAUCCGGCUGUUCCUCAACAAUGAGUCUGGGUACUACCUGGAUAUUAGUCUGUACAAGGAGGUGGUCAACCCCAGGACUGGCCAGAUCAUGUUCCAAGGCUACGGAGGGAAGCGCGGCCCCCUGAACGGGAUGUUACUGAACACUCCCUACAUGACUAAGGACCAUCUGCAGGCCAAGAGGUUCCAGGCUCAGUCCCUGGGCACUACCUACAUCUACGACUUUCCUGAGAUGUUCAGACAGAACGACAUCGGCAUGGUCGCCUGGAAGAUGUUCCUCCGCACUCCGGAGUACCCCGAUGGAAGGGAGAUCAUCGUCAUCGGCAACGACAUCACGCACCUGAUUGGCUCAUUUGGGACACAGGAGGACGAGCUUUUUAAGAGAGCCUCGGAGCUGUCACGCUCCCUGGGCGUGCCCAGACUGUACAUCUCAGCAAACAGCGGAGCUCGGAUCGGGAUGGCCGAGGAGAUCAAACAUCUCUUCAAGAUCCGCUGGGAGGAUCCCAGUGAUCCAGACAAGGGCUUCAGAUAUCUGUACCUCACUCCUGCAGACUACAAGAAGGUGAGUGGGCUGAACUCGGUCCAUGCGGAACAUGUGGAGGAAGAUGGGGAGUCACGCUACAAGAUCACAGCUGUAAUCGGUAAAGACGAUGGACUCGGAGUGGAGAACCUGCGUGGGUCAGGCAUGAUCGCCGGGGAAACCUCGCUAGCAUACCAAGAUGUCGUCACCAUCAGUGUAAGCCAUGCUGUGUGUGAGGAUGACUAUGGGGGAGUCCUGCUCAUGCUGAAGUGGCUGUCCUACGUACCUGUGCACCGAGGCGCCCCCCUCCCCACCAUCACCCCAGUAGAUCCAGUGGAACGGGAGAUCGCCUUCACCCCAACCAAGGCCCCCUACGACCCACGAUGGAUGCUGGCUGGCAGGAAAGACCCAGAAAACCGGAGUGUGUGGGUGAGCGGGUUCUUUGACCGUGACUCAUUCCUGGAGAUCCUGCACCAGUGGGCCAAGACUGUGGUCACAGGAAGGGCAAGACUGGGCGGCAUCCCUGUGGGCGUGAUUGCCGUGGAAACCAGGCAGGUAGAGCUAUCUAUCCCAGCAGACCCUGCAAACCUGGACUCCGAGGCGAAGGUGGUAGCCCAGGCCGGGCAGGUGUGGUUCCCUGACUCCGCCUUCAAGACGGCUCAGGCCAUCAGGGACUUCAACAGGGAAGAACUGCCGCUGCUGAUCUUCGCUAACUGGAGGGGGUUCUCAGGGGGCAUGAAAGACAUGUACGACCAGGUUCUGAAGUUCGGCGCGAGCAUCGUGGACGGUCUGCGUGAGUACCGCCAGCCGGUGCUGGUGUACAUUCCGCCCCACGGGGAGCUGAGGGGCGGGGCCUGGGCUGUGGUCGACCCAACCAUCAACCCAGAACACAUCGAGAUGUACGCAGACAAGGACAGCAGAGGAGGAGUCCUGGAGCCAGAGGGGACCGUGGAGAUCAAGUUCCGCAGGAAGGACCUGGUGAAGACCAUGAGGAGGAUCGACUCCAAGUACCAGCACCUCAUCAACAAGUUAUCGGACCCGAGCAUCUCCUCGGCGGACCGUAAGAGCCUGGAGCUGCGUCUGAAGGAGCGGGAGGACCAGCUGACCCCCAUGUACCACCAGGUCGCCGUGCUGUUCGCUGAUCUGCACGACCGCGCAGGCAGGAUGCAGGAGAAGGGCGUCAUACUGGAAACCUUGGAGUGGAAGUCGUCUCGGAAGUUCUUCUACUGGCGGCUGAGACGUCUUCUGCUGGAAGGGAGAAUACACAAACAGAUCAGCCAAGCAAACAAAGACCUGAGUGUUGCCCAGAUGCAGGCCAUGCUGAGGAGGUGGUUCAUCGAGGCCGAGGGGACGGUUAAGGCCUAUGAGUGGGACAAUAACCA